ACCUUUUGGGGAGUGUUUCAAAAAUAAAUUGAAUUAUUAUUAUUAUCACACCCUUAGUGCGUCACAAGUACAAUGACGCACUGCACCCAAGAUAGCCGAGAGGGAGACUUCAGCUUUACUCGGAAAUUCAGUUCCUACUUUCGACAGAGUUUUGGGAGAAAAAAAAUGGAAACGGUCAGUAGUUGGGUAGAUCGACAGUCUAGCGGGGAUUUCAUCCGUUCAUCAAUGCUGCAGGAGGUGCAGGAGGAGGAGGAGGAUCCAGUCACUAGGAUGAUCUACCAUGAACGCCAGACCCGUCAUCUGUGCGGCCUUCAUGCCCUCAACAAUCUCUUCCAGUGCCCCGGCAUGUUCUCCAAGUCCGACCUGGAUCACUACUGCUAUACUUUGACACCGCGCUCCUGGCUGAAUCCGCAUCGCUCCUGGAUCGGAUGGGGCAACUACGACAUCAAUGUCAUCAUGUACGCCCUGAAUCAGCAGCGAUGCGAGACCGUGUGGUUCGAUCGUCGUCGGGAUCCGCACUGCCUGGACUUGGAGAACAUAUUCGGCUUCAUACUGAAUGUGCCCGCCCAGAUAUCGCUCGGCUACUAUGCCGUCCAGAUGCCCUUCCAGAUGCGUCACUGGCUGGCCCUGCGCCAGAUCGACGGCAGCUACUACAACCUGGACUCGAAGCUGGGCCAGCCCAAGUGCCUGGGCACGGGUGCCCAGUUCCUGGACUAUCUGCAUACUCAGCUGCUGCCGGACAACGAUCAUGAGCUCUUCCUGGUGAUCCAGGUGGACGAGGACAUGGUCACAAGUGAGAGCGAGAAGCAGCACUGGCUGUUGCCGGAAUUUAGAAACUAAAUUAAU
Messenger RNA from Drosophila bipectinata, 846 nucleotides. It is a transcript of the gene Josd, whose product is annotated as Josephin domain containing. The record is from RefSeq and is a predicted model, not a curated record. Gene Ontology annotation, biological process: protein deubiquitination. Gene Ontology annotation, molecular function: cysteine-type deubiquitinase activity. Lineage: Eukaryota; Metazoa; Arthropoda; Insecta; Diptera; Drosophilidae.